This is a messenger RNA of Scophthalmus maximus (turbot), 4147 nucleotides long. RefSeq names its product EMAP like 3 (gene eml3). The record is from RefSeq and is a predicted model, not a curated record. Gene Ontology annotation, molecular function: microtubule binding. Lineage: Eukaryota; Metazoa; Chordata; Actinopteri; Pleuronectiformes; Scophthalmidae. Gene Ontology annotation, biological process: microtubule cytoskeleton organization. The transcript has 24 exons. Gene Ontology annotation, cellular component: mitotic spindle. Bases 428 to 3430 code for a protein of 1000 amino acids.
GCACUACUUCUACUCGGUCACAGCGACUGGGACAAAAUGGGUGUUGGACAGAGUUAUUAACGAAUCUAUGCAUGGUACUUUAUCGUGAAUAACGUGAAGUUAGAUAUAUUUACUUCCGGGAGACUAGCUAUUACUGGCGUGUCUGCUUUUUUAUGUCGUAAUUUUACACCCGUCAUUAUAGUAAGUAAAUAUUAUUUUUUGAUGUCUACGCGAAUUAGGAAUGUUUUAAAAAUAUUUUUUGAAUGGUUUAUGAAAGAAAGAAAAAAAAACGCGCUUUACGUAAAACGAUCCACAUUUCCGGUUAGCCGCUCGUCAGAGCUGGCGGCUUGACACACGUCCCAGUGCGUGACUUCUGACACUCCUCUCCCAGCAUGGAAAACACACUUCACAUCUAAGGAAACUUCCUACGGUUGAAAACCCUCGGAUUAUGAAUUCCUCCAGCAACAGUUUGGAUGAUGUAUCGGCAGACAGCAGCGCUGAGUUCCCGGACAGAGCAUCCAUGAUGGAGGUGCGUCUGCAGGCACAGGAAGAUGAGAUCACUCUGCUGAAAGCCUCAUUGGCUGACGCCCUGCGCAGGAUCCGCCUCCACGAUCAACUCCUGCCAUUACUGAAACAGCAGCUCAUUGCAGUGAACCCGGGAGCUGCACGGGUGCUGAAUCAAGUGUUCUGUUCAGAUGGUUGCACCAGCAGCAGAAAACUCUCCUCCAGCUCAGCUGUCGACGGGAUCCGCCACGCUGCUACCAGCCAACUGUCAGACAGCAUUGUGUCCAAUGCCAAUGGCCACAUAGGAAGUUCAGUGUCCACAGAGCCCAGACCAGUAACACUGGACAGGUCGACCCAGACCGAUCCCGUCCACCGAGGGCAGGAAGCCGGGCAAGACAUGGUCCCUCUUGCUAGAUGUGUCCAGAGCCUGAACCUGGAGGACGCCCUCCCUCCAGGGCAACAUGUCGCGGGGACACGGGCCAAGCUCCACCGCACGCCUGGCAUGGAAGAGGAGGACGAGGAGCAAGAGGAAGAUGAAGAAGGAGGGGAGCAGGAAAAGGAGCUGAGUCGGACGUCGUCAUUGGAGGAGCCCAUCCAGCCCACCACAAUCAGAGGCAUCCAGAGGGAGGACUACCAGGAUGGAAGCUGCUCUCCAGAGGAGGUGGGCUCUGCCUCGGCCUCGGUCAGAACCUCAGACCACAACCCCAGGUCCCGCUGCGGACCCCUGGCCCCCAUCCAGGAAGGAAUUAAGGCGCCUCUGGUUCGUAGAAACAGCGAGAAGCUGGGGAAUCCGGAAAGGCAGAGGAAACGUCUGGAUAAGAAGGCGAUGUCCUCGGCCAACCUCCUCACCCGGUCCCCGAGCCUGGAGAACCGAGCUAAGGAGCUGAUUGCCGGUGCAGGAUCCCCUGGGUCCAGAAGAGCAACCUACAGCCAAGGACAGUCGAUCAAAAUGUUUAUCCGAGGGCGGCCGAUAACCAUGUACAUCCCCUCCAACAUCCAGAACUAUGAAGACCUAAAGAUGGAACCGCCCUCGGAGAGACUGCAACUGGACUGGGUCUAUGGUUACCGGGGACGGGACUGCCGAGCCAACCUGUACUUCCUCCCUACAGGCGAGGCUGUGUACUUCAUUGCCUGCGUCAUUGUGCUUUACCACAUCAACAACCGCACACAGCGCCACUAUCGCAAGCACACAGACUGCGUCCGCUGUCUCACCCUCCAUCCUGACAAGGUGCGCGUGGCAUCGGGCCAGACAGCUGGGGUGGACAAAGACGGCAAACCUCUUCAGCCCUGUGUUCUUAUUUGGGACUCCACCUCCUUGGUCACACUGCAGCAGAUCGGCCUGGGAACCUUCCAGAGGGGCGUGGGAUCAGUCGCGUUUUCGUUUGCUGACUCGGGAGCGUUCCUGUGUGUGAUCGAUGACUCUAAUGAGCACAUGCUGUCAGUAUGGGACUGCAACAAGUGCAUCAAGUAUGCAGAAGUCAAGAGUACCAACGAGGCUGUAUUUGCUGUGGAGUUCAACCCAAGCGACAGCACUAAUAUCAUCACUUGUGGUAAAUCCCAUGUCUACUUCUGGACACUCAACGCAGGACAGUUCACCAAGAAACAAGGCAUCUUUGGAAAAUACAAAAAGCCCAAGUUCAUCCAGUGCUUUGUGUUCAGUCUGACUGGAGAUGUUCUGACUGGAGACUCUGAAGGCAACAUCAUGACGUGGGGAAAAUCGGCUGCAGAUAUCAAAACUCUGGGUAAAGGAGCUAAAGAAACCCUCCAGAUAACACGUCAAACCAGAGCCCAUGAAGGCAGCGUGUUCACCCUGUGCACCCUGCAGGGUGGUGCUCUGCUCAGUGGAGGAGGGAAGGACCGCAAGAUCAUCCGCUGGAGCGCAGACCUGGCACCCGAGAGAGAGUGUGAGAUUCCAGAAAAGUUUGGGGCAGUCCGUACCAUCGCUGAUGUGGAUGGGGAGGAACUAUUAGUUGGUACGACGCGCAAUGCGAUCCUCAGAGGCACCUUCUCAGACGGAUUUGUGGCAAUAGUACAGGGUCAUGUAGAUGAGAUGUGGGGACUGGCCACACACCCAUCCCAGAACAUAUUCCUCACUUGUGGCCACGACAGGCAGGUGUGUUUGUGGAAAACAGAGGAACAUAAGCUGGACUGGUGCAUCAGUCUGGAGGAGUAUGGACUGUGUGCUGAUUUCUGCCCUAAUGGAUCAGUGGUGUCGGUCGGCCUCAGCACAGGAAGGUGGAUGGUCCUUGACUUGCUGACCAUGGAGGUGGUCUCCGAAUCUAUUGAUGGGAACGAGCAGCUGUCUGUCAUGAGAUACUCACCAGAUGGCAGCUUUUUAGCCGUCGGAUCUCAUGACAACUUCAUCUACAUCUACAAUGUGACUGAGAGUGGCCGGCGCUACUCGCGCUUUGGGAAAUGUAACGGUCACUCCAGCUUCAUAACUCACUUGGAUUGGUCCAAAGAUGGGAAGUACAUCAUGUCGAAUUCCGGCGACUAUGAGAUCCUUUACUGGGACAUUGCGGCAGGGUGCAAACUGCUGAGGAAUCGAUUCGAGAGCAAAGACAGAGAGUGGGCCUCAUAUACCUGUGUGCUGGGCUUCCACGUCAUGGGUGUGUGGUUAGAGGGCUCCGACGGCACAGACAUCAACGCCCUGUGUCGCUCGCAUAGCGAGAGGAUGGUGGCAGUGGCUGAUGACUUCUGUAAAGUCCACCUCUUCCAGUACCCUUGUCCUAAACCAAAGGCGCCGAGCCACAAGUACGAGGGCCACGGCAGCCACGUCACCAACGUCUGCUUCACCCACAGCGACUCCCACCUGCUCUCCAUGGGAGGGAAGGACACCUGCAUACUUCAGUGGAAGGUGGUGGGAGGCGGGGCCGUCGACAGCCGGGAGCGACUGGCCUCCACCUCGUCCGCCUCCACCAGCUCUCCAGAGCCCGCUGCCAGCUAGGAAUGACUGGUGUGUAAGGAGAAUCUGUUCACACGUAGACAGAGCGACGUGUUAAACGGUGGACAGCAGCCACGGCUGUCGGCUCAGUUUGGCCUCUGCGCUGCCACUGCCGCGUCCGCUUCGUACACAACAUGUAGAGGAAACAGCCAUAUUCACUUUACGCUUACACUCCUCCUUAUUCGUGUAAACCCUUGUGAAAACUGGACAGUGUGAUGCUUUUCACACCACAGAUGAUCUGUCAUUCUGUUGAUGAUAUCGUGAUAUCGUUCUGAUAUGUGGUGAGGGUUAGUAGAAGUGGUUACGGAUGUUUGCUGGAACAGAACAUGACUUGACUUCUGUACUUUCAUUGAACAUUCCUGUGUUUUGGCUGAUGUUUCUUAAAAAACUUUUUAAAAGUGUUGCACUGUGGCAUACACCACCGUGCCUAUAAAUACAUUGGUGUAAUGUUUUUUUUCUUUACAUGAUUAUAAGAUUUUGAACUGUUUGGUUGACAUCUCAGCUAGUAUUGAAGCUGUUUUUAACUUUGCAUUAGACAGACUGUGACAAACCUGUUUUACUGAAAUCAACCCCCAGCUUUUCCGACUAAUUUCUCUUACAGUUGAUAGUUACACUUGAACAUGAUUGCUUUAGUACAGUUUUAUGUAUAUUUAAAAGGACGUUGGGAAUACUGUGAUAUUUUAUCUGUCAAGCUCCCAAUAAACUAGCAAAGACUGGAAA